This is a messenger RNA of Fopius arisanus, 984 nucleotides long. RefSeq names its product heat shock factor protein 3-like. The transcript has 2 exons. Gene Ontology annotation, biological process: regulation of DNA-templated transcription. The coding region runs from base 221 to 775 and encodes 184 amino acids. The record is from RefSeq and is a predicted model, not a curated record. NCBI's taxonomy places the organism in Eukaryota, Metazoa, Arthropoda, Insecta, Hymenoptera, Braconidae. Gene Ontology annotation, molecular function: DNA-binding transcription factor activity; sequence-specific DNA binding.
UCCCUAAAAACCGGUCGACAGCAUUAAUAUUUUUCCAGAAUCAUAAAAAAAAAACGCUGAAAUCCCCAAAAACCGCUCUAAAAAUUGACUAUAAAUCCAAUUCCCAGUUUUUCCACGAGUUUUUCCAAAAGCCAAUGAAAAUAAAAAAACGGCGCCAUCCCAUCCGAUUUUCACUUGUUGAAAUCAAAAUAAAAGACAAACGUCAAUUAACAUAAAAAUCAUGUACGACGACUGUCUCCUGCUAUCAACGAGAUUUCCACAAAAAUUGUGGCGAAUCGUAAACGAUUGCACAAGUGGUGCAAUAAGCUGGAGUAAUAACGGCGGAAGUAUUCUCCUCGAUUACAAAAAAUUUCACAACGAGUACCUCGACCCGAAUAAUUCAAUAUUCAAAACAAGCAACGUAACAAGUUUCAUACGCCAGCUAAAUCUCUAUGGAUUUCGCAAGGUGACAUCGCACAGUCGUGAUCCCCAGUGUAAUUCACGUAAUCCAGAUGUCCACGAAUUUAUCCAUGAGAAUUUCCAGAGAGAACAUGACGAGCUGUUGAAAAAAGUUUGUCGUAAAGCAUCAAGAAAAUGUAGAAAAGACGUAAAGAGAAAAAAUGGUGAGCAGUCAACAUCGAGACUGAAAAUGUGUCAGUUUGCACUGACGAAGGCACUGGAGCAAGCUGUUGAGGAUUAUCGAAGGAGAAAAUUGCAUCAGGAGGUGAUUAAUGUUAACGUUAAGCCAUUCUGUCCCUCGUCUUCUCAUCUUCAGGGGUAUAAUUACUUCCAUUAAGCAAGUGCAGAACGAAAAAUGAUAAUUCGAGCUAGAACUGAAUUUUCUGCAACUCGACAGAAAGUCUCAAUUAAAAAUCAAUUUUAUACAAUAAAAUUUCAUUUCUCUUUUUCCAUCGAGUUAUCAAGAAAAUAUAAACACAGAAAAUAAUGAUUUAUCAAUUAUUUAAAUAAACAAAACCGAGAAAUUUGAGUGAAAAUAAUUCAAUC